Messenger RNA from Pangasianodon hypophthalmus (striped catfish), 1422 nucleotides. Its product is annotated as procathepsin L. Gene Ontology annotation, molecular function: cysteine-type endopeptidase activity. Gene Ontology annotation, cellular component: lysosome. Gene Ontology annotation, biological process: immune response. NCBI's taxonomy places the organism in Eukaryota, Metazoa, Chordata, Actinopteri, Siluriformes, Pangasiidae. The transcript is spliced from 8 exons. The record is from RefSeq and is a predicted model, not a curated record. The coding region runs from base 34 to 1032 and encodes 332 amino acids.
GGGUUCAAGACCUAAGGAACACACACAUUCAGAAUGAGGGUUUUUCUUGCCAUCACUGCUUUUGUGGCUCUGACCAGUGCAGCCAGUGUUUCUGUGGAAGACUUGGAGUUCAAUGCCUGGAAACUGAAGUUUGGUAAGAUCUAUAAGUCUGUAGAGGAGGAGUCUCAGCGUAAGAUGACCUGGCUGGAAAAUCGCAAAUUCGUCCUGGUACACAACAUGCUUGCUGACCAGGGCAUUAAGAGCUACAGACUCGGCAUGACCUCCUUUGCAGACAUGGAUAACCAGGAGUACAGAAAAUCCAAGGGCUGCCUGGGGUCCUUCAACAAAAUCAAGAAAAACAGUGCCACUACAUUCCUCCGACAGGCAGGGGGUGCUGUUCUGCCACCAGCUGUUGACUGGAGAGAAAAAGGCUAUGUGACCCCCGUUAAGGAUCAGCAACAGUGUGGCUCUUGCUGGGCCUUCAGUGUGACAGGGGCACUGGAGGGUCAGACAUUCAGGAAAACCGGGAAACUGGUUUCCCUCAGUGAGCAGCAGCUGGUGGACUGCUCUGGAAAUUUUGGGACCAUGGGCUGCCAGGGUGGCUGGAUGGACCAGGCGUUUGAAUAUGUGAAAGAAAAUGGAGGUCUGGACACAGAGGACUCCUACCCCUAUGAGGCCAUGGAUGGGAACUGCAGGUUUGAUCCAGCCAAUGUGGGUGCCAACUGCGCUGGAUAUGUGGACAUAAACAGAGGAGAUGAAAAUGCUCUACAAGAAGCUGUGGCCACAGUUGGACCUAUUUCUGUCGCCAUAGACGCAGGACAGCCAUCCUUCCAGUUCUAUCAAUCUGGUGUUUAUGAUGAACCUGCCUGUAGCAGCAUUGCUCCGAAUCAUGCUGUCCUGGUUGUUGGUUAUGGCACUGAGAGUGGAGAGGACUACUGGCUGGUCAAAAACAGCUGGGGUCUUGGCUGGGGUGACAGUGGCUACAUCAAAAUGUCCAGGAACAAGAAUAACCAAUGUGGUAUUGCCUCAGCAGCCAGCUAUCCUCUGGUUUAAAUGUUACUGAUGAUGUAACUGCAUUUUUAAGACACUUUUAUUAUUGGGAAACUCUUAGAAGAAGAAGAACAAAAAUUAUAUAUAAAAUGAAGCAUCCAAAACCACAUUAUUUAAUAGUGUGAAAACUGCAUGAAAUUAUACAUGAAGUAGUUCUGUUAAAUUGUUCUACAGCAACACCUCUGUAACGCAGAGAGGAAAUUACAGCAUACACUAUAACUUCACAUCUGUCAGGAUUUUUUUUCUUAGAAUUUGCAUCCUGAAUUUCCUUGCACGGCUCCAACAAUUGUUAGAUCAUCAAAGGUCAAUGUAAUGCUUUGUACUGGGAGGCUUGUGGGAAACUCAGCCCUUACUGUUGUGUAUUUUCUUACUAUAUGAGUGCAAAGUGCUGUA